Molecule: messenger RNA, 2643 nt
Organism: Dendronephthya gigantea
Lineage: Eukaryota; Metazoa; Cnidaria; Anthozoa; Malacalcyonacea; Nephtheidae
Product: UPF0061 protein YdiU-like
Exons: 17
Coding region: 76-1764 (562 amino acids)
Source: RefSeq, a predicted model, not a curated record
AAAUUAUUUAGACUUUCGUCUAUUAUCAAUGAAAGGCGAAAUUCAAAGGAACGGUUUUGUAGUUUGUAUUCUGGUAUGAAAUAUUCAAACAUAUUUAUAAUAUAUAUUACUUCAUUUACUUGGUUUUUACAAGAGACUGGUUCUCUAUACCAGAUACAAUUUGUCCCACUCAAAUUGUGUCCUGCGUACAACUUACUGGAAUUAAAUAAAUGGCAAUUUUCACCCUCACUUCUCUGCAAAGCACUUCCAUGUCGAAAGCAGAGAAGUGGUUUUAUUGGAGUCACAAAUGAUGUGUCAUUUUCAAUUGUUGACCCAAUAAAAUUGAGCAAAAAAAUCAAAUUGGUUGCAAUUUCCGAUGAUGUUCUGGCAAAUAUCCUUGAUCUUGAUCCAGGGAAAAUCGUAGAAUUGCCAUAUUUUGCUGAAUUUGCUGGUGGGAACUAUAUUUUACCAUCAUCAACACCAAUUGCACAUAGAUAUGGUGGACACCAGUUUGGAAGUUGGGCUGGGCAGCUUGGUGAUGGGCGUGCUAUUCUAUUGGGUGAAUAUGUAAACAGGCACGGCAGAAGAUGGGAACUGCAACUUAAAGGUUCAGGAAGAACCCCUUACUCAAGGCAUGGAGAUGGUAGAGCAGUUGUGAGGUCAUCAGUUCGAGAGUUUCUUGCAAGUGAGGCAAUGCAUUACUUGGGUAUUCCAACAAGUAGAGCUGCAAGUUUAAUAGUGGGCCAAGACGAGGUUUGGAGGGACCAAUUUUAUGAUGGUCAUCCAAAUAAAGAACGCAUCGCUGUCGUUCUGAGGCUCGCGCAUUCUUGGUUUCGUAUUGGAUCAUUAGAAGUUCUCACCCUGAAUGGCGAGAUAGGCUUGUUGAGGAAAACAGUUGACUUCAUAAUAGAGCAGCACUUCUCUCAUCUAGAUGUUCGCAAAAACAAAUAUGAAGAAUUCUUUGCUGAUGUAGUACACAACACAGCGGAUAUGAUUGCAAAAUGGCAAUCUGUUGGUUUUGCUCAUGGUGUUUGUAAUACUGAUAACUUCAGUUUGAUGUCUAUCACAAUCGAUUACGGACCUUUUGGGUUUAUGGAUGGAUACAAUCCAAAGUUUGUGCCUAAUACAUCCGAUGACGAAGGUCGUUAUAGCUAUGAAAAUCAACCUGAUGUUGGAUAUUUCAACUUGAACAAACUACGUCUCGCUUUGGCUCCGCUAAUUAGCGAGAAAAGGUCUUCAGAUAUAUUGAAGAAUUACUCAAGUAUAUUCACGCGAAAAUACAAUGAAUUAUUUCGACUUAAACUGGGACUGUUGAAUGAAAUGCCAGACGAUGCAUUACUGGUCGAAAAACUGUUAACGAUGAUGCGUGAAACCAAGGCUGACUUCACGAUGACUUUUCGAGGUUUAAGCGAACGUACGCUUCGUGAACAAAAUGAUCCUGAGAUUAUUAAAGAACACUGGGCAUUGUCUGAUUUAUCAAAACAUAGGAAUUGGAAGGAGUGGCUUAAUCACUAUCACAGAAGACUACUUUUACAUAAUGGUGAGAAUGACAACGAUAUUAAAAGACAAAAUAGAAUGAAAGAACGUAACCCUCUAUAUAUUCUGCGAAACUGGAUGGCUGAAAAAGCAAUAAAAAUGACUGAAAUCGAUGACUUUUCUGAGGUUCGAAAUUUGCUUAAGAUUCUCGAAAAUCCUUUUGUUAGUCAGGAAAUCGCUGAACGUUCUGGGUACUCGUCGCGUCCACCUUCGUGGGCAUCAAAACUGCGCGUAAGCUGUUCGUCAUAAUCCGAUUCCCCCUUUUAACCAUACCUCUCUAUAGUUCCAGCGUUAACUUUCGUCAACGAUUCUCGGAGUAUUUUGUGUGGUUUGUUGUUUUUUGGCGAGAGGUAAAACGUACAUAUUAGCUAUUAAGUUAUAUAUGCAUGUUCAACGACCGGUGGUAGGACAAACUGCAUACACAUACACAUCGUGUCCAUGUAAUCGAAAAUCAGGAAAUUUGUUAACCACGAUUAUGAUCAUUGCACGACUUUUUUUUUCUUAUUAGUUAUACGUUUUUUGUAAUUAAAAGAUACAAAGAUUUUAUGAACUUCAAAAUAAUUAUUAAAAACAGUACAAUUUGGAAUUAUUGCAAAUGAUCAUAAUCAACAAUUUUUACAAUAAUUUAUUGAGAAAGGGUGCAAAUAAUGCUCAAAAUCACUCUCAAUUUAGGCAAUCAAAUUCCAGUAUUUGCCAGUGAUUGCAAGUGAUAUGCAUAAUUAAUUUAAAUCACUGUAUAAUACAAAAGAAAUAUUGAUGUUUGGAGUGUAGCAGUCUACUGAACUGUAGUUGUAAAAGUUGAAGAGAAAAUCUAAAUAUAGGUGGCAACUAAUUUGCCAACAGGCAGAUUAAAGAUUUGAAAUCUUGUUAACUGUUUACAUGGAGCGAGUUAUCCCGGCUAGGCGAGGUGAAAACUGCAUUUUUGUGUAAUAUUACCAUUCGAAAAAUGUUACAUGAUAAUACAAAACCCGUUUUUAAUAAUUAUACUCGUUUUUAAUAAUUAUGAAACCGUAAUUCCGAACAUUUUUCUGACAAAGUUAUAAGUAUAGCGUAUAUAUAGCGUUUUAAUAUACAAUCUUCGUCCAUUGGCCUAAAUCUACUCACGCGAUCGGUCAAAAUCAAUCACAU